This is a messenger RNA of Cloeon dipterum, 3209 nucleotides long. RefSeq names its product NPC intracellular cholesterol transporter 1 homolog 1b-like. The record is from RefSeq and is a predicted model, not a curated record. Bases 109 to 3006 code for a protein of 965 amino acids. Lineage: Eukaryota; Metazoa; Arthropoda; Insecta; Ephemeroptera; Baetidae. Gene Ontology annotation, cellular component: membrane. The transcript is spliced from 15 exons.
CUCGACUCGUGUUUUGCUCGCGGUGUGCCGUCUACUUAACUCCUUCUUCCUGGAGGAGCCGGCCCUGAAUCGCGCUGGCGUGAGUGUCAGUGCAGCUGUUCGCACGGAAUGCCGAGCACCGAGGGCCCCAGCGGCCCGACGGGCCUGGCACGCCUCGGAGUCUCAUUCAUUGCGGCCCUGGAAGCCUUUUUCUUCUGGCUGGGAUGCUUCAUCGGUCACCACCCAUUUUACGUCAUUUCGAGUUGUCUGCUAAUUGGGGCCCUCUUCUCCUCGGGACUGCAUAAUUUCACACAGGAGAAUCGACCAGAAAAACUUUGGAUUCCAUCUGACUCGCAUUUCGUGCGCGACUCCGAAUGGAUGAGAAACAAUUUUCCAAACAAUGUCCGCCCGCAAUUUGCCAUUUUCGAGGCGCAGGAGAAUAUUAUGACGAGUGAAAACUUGAUACAGAUUCUAGAUGUGAUAGAAGAAAUAAAAUCAAUCAAGGCAGAUGGCACAGAAUGGAGUAAUAUCUGCCUAAAAAUUCCAGUUGUGACUUUCGGUCAAGGUGGAGGUUUGAGACGGAGGAGAGCAGUAAACGAGUCUGAAUCAGAGUGGGACGACAUUUUUGGCAGCGACUUUGAUGACGCCUUUGAAGAAGAUCUGUUCAAGAAGAAAGAUUUCGGAGAGCCUUCGUUCCUAAAAAAUUUUGACCCAAGCGUGCACUUUGACAGAGCCACUUACUGCUCCUUCUUAAGUGGAAUGCAGGAGGCUUGCUGGCUGAGCUCCCCCCUGGAAAUUUGGAAUUACGACCGAGAAAAAAUCGAAAAUUUGGAUUUGGACGAAAUUUCAACCGCUUUAAAUGAAACCGACGUCAGCCCAGUGUUUGGAAUUCCGCGUGACUACUUGAAGAUGCUCGGUGGCGUGCAGAUGGAUCAAAACGGGACCGUGAUAGGCGCAAAAACUAUUUUGGUUACUUGGCUGGUGAAGAGCGACCCAUCAAAAGCCAGAGGAGAAAUCUCAAAUGAUGCAGGCACUGGAGACUCGGUGGCGAAAGAUAUUUUGAACUGGGAAGCAGAGUUCGUGAACAUUUUGAAUAAAAACAGAAAUGGCUCCAUCACUAUUUAUACCUUUUCUGGAAGAAGUUUUGGAGAUGUGAGCGGCACAGCGAUAAAAAAUGAUGCUAAGAAGCUUUCAAUUGGUUUCAUCAUUAUGUUCAUUUAUGUUCAACUCAUGCUUGGGAGAUUCAAUCUAGUGGAGCAAAGGGCGGUACUUUCCCUGAUCGGCAUAGGCAGUGUUGGAAUGGGCUGCGUUGUUGCGUACGGGAUUUGCUCUGCCUUUGGAAUCCCUUACGGGCCUGUUCACAACAUUCUCCCCUUUUUGAUGCUAGGCAUUGGGAUCGAUGACAUGUUUGUGAUCGCACAGUGCUGGGCCACUCUCGGUCCCGAGGUCACCACCCUCAGCCUGCCUGAAAAAAUGGGUCACACACUAAAACACGCCGGUGUGUCUAUCACAAUUACGUCGCUCACCGACUUCACCGCCUUUGCCAUUGGCGCCACCACCGUCCUGCCUUCAUUAAGGUCCUUUUGCAUUUAUGCUGCUGUUGGAAUUCUCGCAACCUACGUCCUCCAGGCAACCUUUUUCACCGCCUGGUUCUCCUUGGACCUCAGGCGAAUGUUGGACAGUCGAGAUGGAUUCCUCUUUUGCAUCAAAUACAAAAAUUACAAGCCAAACAAUUGCAGCCAAAAGGACCUGUUCAAAAGCGCUUUUGAAGCAAUUUUAGGAUCAUUUCUUUUCAAGACACCAGUCAAGGUCAUCGUCCUUGUAUGUACUGCAACUCUUCUGAUUUUCGGCUCGUGGGGACUCUCGAUGUUGCGCCAGGAGUUUGACCCUAUCUGGUUUUUGCCCCAGAGCACUUACCUCUUCAAGUACUUUGACAAGUCCAAAAAGUUCUACCCCAGCGACGGAGAGCCUGGCACCAUUUUCCUCAGCAAUUUUAACCAUUACGACCAUUUGAACUCAAUAGCCGAUCUGAUCGACAAGCUUGAAGAACAGAAAGACAUAAUUAAGGAGGUGGAUGCGUGGUACACUCCGUUCCAAAAAUACAGCAAUACCCAUUUCAAUACGAGUUUGCCUGGAGAAAAACUCAGUGAAGAGAGAUUUCAUGAUAUAUUAGGGAGAUUUCUUUUCAGUCCAACUGGCUCGAAAUAUAGAAUGAAAUUUAUAUUUAACGGCACCCCAAGAUGCUUGCUAGAUGCACCGCCUGUCAAGAUUUCCAGCUUUGACUUCAAGUUUCGGAAAUUCAAAGGAUCCGUUGAGCACGUGCCUGCUAUGAAUAGGCUGAAGAAGAUAAUUUCUCAGGCUGAAUUUGGAGACGGUGCUGUGGUAAAGGUUUGGGCAAGAGCUUUUGCUGGCUGGGAAACAGACGAAGUAAUCGCUGAAGAGUUGCUUCGUAAUAUUAGCUGGGCCAUGAUUUGCGUUUUCUUCACCACUCUGCUUCUCAUCGUAGACAUCAAAGCGUGCCUCCUUGUUCUUUUCUGCGUAGUUCUUACUCUAAUCGAUGUGAGCGGAAUGAUGCAUUUUUGGGGACUAACCGUGGACACCGUCUCCUGCAUUGAUCUGGUUCUCGCAAUAGGAUUGUGCGUUGACUAUGCAGCGCACAUUGCUCACUCAUUCAUGACAUUUCCCGGAUCUCGAGAGGAAAGGGCCAUAAAGACUGUCAAACAGAUCGGUCCUGCAGUUUUCAACGGUGGCUUUAGCACGUUCCUGGCUUUUAUUCUGCUGGCAGACUCAGACUCGCACGUGUUUUCCACCUACUUCAAGAUAUUUUUCCUUGUUGUCGUAUUUGGCCUGUUUCACGGUCUAGUUUUCCUUCCUGUCGUGUUGAGCCUCAUUGGACCAGCCCCUUACCCUCAAGUGGAAGAGCAUCAGCCAGGGAAUGUGUCGAGCUUGCCCAUGAAUGUGGUGGCCGUCGCUGAUAAUAAACCGCAGAAACUGCCAGAUAUUCCUUCUGUGAUAACGCAGUGCUAACUUCAAACGCAAAAGUUUUUCGUUUGCAUGAUCUCAUUCUCAACAUCCGUUGUCGUGUUAUGUAACAGGAUGCAUCAUUUAAUACUCUACUAUUAGGUUUCCAAGUGCGAAAAAUGUAACUUAUUCUCACGCAAGAUGACGAUUUUUUACUUACAUGACUUAUGAUACUCAGGAUUGUAUUAAUAAAUUGUUUUAUACGUCUA